AUGACAAGAACUCAUUUCCAAGCCUUUGAUCGAGCCCCGCUUGUGCCUUUACCCGAUACACUGGCGGUAGCACAUAGUGCUGCGGCAAUCUUGGGUACGGAACCUGAUACCAUUUACAUCCCUAGUCGCGACACUCAAGACAUCAGCCUUUCUUUGACUCCUUCUAGAGCGUGUGGCUUGCCGACUGCCGCCGCGUCUCGUAUCCCGCUACAGCAUUAG
Molecule: messenger RNA, 219 nt
Organism: Plasmopara halstedii
Lineage: Eukaryota; Oomycota; Peronosporomycetes; Peronosporales; Peronosporaceae
Exons: 2
Coding region: 1-219 (72 amino acids)
Source: RefSeq, a predicted model, not a curated record